This is a messenger RNA of Anas platyrhynchos (mallard), 2276 nucleotides long. Its product is annotated as cytochrome P450 1A4-like. Gene Ontology annotation, molecular function: steroid 17-alpha-monooxygenase activity; iron ion binding; oxidoreductase activity, acting on paired donors, with incorporation or reduction of molecular oxygen, reduced flavin or flavoprotein as one donor, and incorporation of one atom of oxygen. Lineage: Eukaryota; Metazoa; Chordata; Aves; Anseriformes; Anatidae. The record is from RefSeq and is a predicted model, not a curated record. Gene Ontology annotation, biological process: progesterone metabolic process; hormone biosynthetic process.
GCAGCUUUGAUUAGGCUUCUGUCACGUGGGGGGGGGAGGCGGCCCGGCCAAUCGGGGCGGGAGGCGAUGCAUAUAAAGCAGGGCCGGCGGGGCGCACCGUACCUGGCGGCGGGAUCGGGCCCCCGAGGGAGCGCUGCGCCCCGAGGAUCCUCGAUGGCAGCGGGGAUGGAGGCUGCGAUGGGGUUGGUGAGGAGCGCCGGGGGUGUCUCAGCCACCGAGGUCCUGCUGGCGGCCACCGUCUUCUGUCUGCUCCUGCUGCUCACCCAGCCCCUGCGGCGCCGCGUGCCCAAGGGGCUGAAGCCCCCCCCGGGUCCCCGCGGGCUCCCCGUGGUGGGCAACGUGCUGGAGCUGAGGAAGGACCCGCACCUGGCCCUGACGCGGCUGAGCCAGAAGUACGGGGACGUGAUGGAGGUGGCCAUCGGCUCCCAGCCCGUGCUGGUGCUGAGCGGGCUGGACACCCUGCGGCAGGCGCUGGUGAGGCAAGGGGAGGACUUCAUGGGGCGCCCCGACCUCCCCAGCUUCCGACUCAUCGCGAACGGGCAGAGCCUGGCCUUCAGCCCCGAGGCGGGGGAUGCGUGGAAAGCGCGCCGCAAGCUGGCCCAGAACGCCCUGAAGACUUUCUCCAUUGCCGCCAGCCCCACGUCGUCCUCAAGCUGCCUCCUGGAGGAGCACGUCUCCAAGGAGGCCGCCUACCUGGUCACCAAGUUCCUGCAGGUGAUGGAGGAGGAGCAGAGCUUUGACCCGUGCCGCUACCUGGUGGUCUCGGUGGCCAACGUCAUCUGCGCCAUGUGCUUCGGCAAGCGCUACGACCACAACGACCAGGAGCUGCUCAGCCUGGUCAACGACAGCAACGAAUUUGGGGACGUGGCGGCUUCUGGUAACCCCUCGGACUUCAUCCCGCUGCUGCGCUACCUGCCCAGCCGCUCCAUGGAUCUCUUUAAGGACAUCAACAGGCGCUUCAACAUGUUCAUAGAGAAAAUUGUCCAGGAGCAUUACGCCACCUUUAACAAGGAGCACAUCAGGGACAUCACAGACUCGCUGAUCGGGCACUGCCAGGAGAGAAAGACAGCAGGGGAGGACACCAACCUCCAGCCCUCCAACCAGAGCAUCAUUGCCAUCGUCAAUGACCUCUUUGGGGCAGGCUUUGACACCGUGACAACCGCCCUGUCCUGGUGCCUCAUGUAUGCCGCCUCAUACCCUGACAUGCAGAAGAGGAUCCAGGCUGAACUGGAUCAGACCAUCGGCCAGGAGAGGAGGCCGCGGCUGUCGGACCGAGGCACGCUGCCCUACACGGAAGCCUUCAUCCUGGAGACGUUCAGGCACUCUUCCUUCCUGCCCUUCACCAUCCCACACAGGACAACAAAAGCCACUGCUCUGAAUGGCUACUACAUCCCCAAGGACACCUGCGUGUUUGUCAACCAGUGGCAGGUGAACCACGAUGAGAAGCUCUGGCAGGACCCCUCCGCCUUCAAGCCCGAGCGGUUCCUCAACGCAGCCGGGACCGAGAUCAACAGGACGGAGAGCGACAAAGUGCUGACGUUUGGCCUGGGGAGGAGGCGCUGCAUCGGCGAGUCCAUCGGCCGCUGGGAGGUCUUCCUCUUCCUCACCACCCUGCUGCAGCAGCUGGAGUUCAGCCUGGCCCCCGGCGAGGCGGUGGACCUCACCCCUCAGUACGGGCUGACCAUGAAGUACAAGAAGUGUGAGCGCUUCCAGAUAAAGAGGCGCCUCCCCUCCAACGGCUCGCUGUGAGGCAGCGAAAAAUAAAGGCGAUAAAUGACUUUUUGGGUCGGGCGCCUCCGCUCGUGCUCCCGGCGUGGAGCUGCUCCUGGUACCACCUUGCUUCACCACAGGCAUCCUCGUGCUCAGGCUGAAGAGGAAUUUGCAUGAUGAAUCCCUGAGUGUUUGCACCCCGGAGGUGCCCUGAGGACUGGAAAUGUGUGAUUUAGGUCAUGCUGCCCACAGGUCAUGGUGGUAGCUGCCCCCAAAGGAGAAGCCUCCUGGGCAAUACCAAAUGAACGAGAGCCAGGGACGCAAAGCAAUGAGAGGCACAGUAAAAUGCUUCUGGACUAUGUAUUUGCUGCUUCAACUAGUAUUUUUCUAACAAUAGAUCGGUAUAUUCUGACUAAUUGAGGGCUGCAGGAGAUGCAUGGAGCAAGUCUUCCUGGCACAUGGAGCAGGAAUUUGUGCUGCUUUCUGGGGGCUGCAUGGAGAUGCAUCCAUCUGCAGAGAGAAAUGGCAUGGGAUUUCUAACCCAAUAAAUGCUUUUAUGAAAGUUU